Molecule: messenger RNA, 4083 nt
Organism: Periconia digitata
Lineage: Eukaryota; Fungi; Ascomycota; Dothideomycetes; Pleosporales; Periconiaceae
Source: the annotation of a GenBank genome assembly
CACCUUACGCGAUCUCUGCUUCUGCCAGGUACCAAAAAAAAUGCCCUGACAAAACACCAAUCGUUCUUUCCCAGUCGCAGCACAAUGGAAGCAAAUGGCAGCCCUGAGCGGCGCCGGCGGGGGAGCUUGUAUCGGAGGAACUCCAGCAUGACCAACAUGAGCGAAGUGAGCUUCAUGGACGAUGUGGAAAUGGCCCAAAACGAGAUGUUCGCGGGUCCCAUGUCGGAGAGCGUGCCGACCAGCAUUACCUCCUUCGCCCACCGUAGCCGCCGAUCGCGUGCCGACUCGACUACCAGCUUCACCUUUUAUGAGGACGAUCGUGAUUCAGAGGAAGACGCCGAAGAGGAUGCUAUCGCGGAUGAGUAUGGGGACAUUGAGUACGAGGGUUUCGAUGAAGAAUGGGGCGCGGACCUGGAAGCGCAAAGCCCUCCGUUGCGUCCCAAAUCACUGAGACGAAAGUCUUCAGAUCAUUCUAGUCGCAGGUCAAGGUCUGUCGAUGCCCCGUUACUGCGGAGGACUCGUUCGCAUUCGAGUGCGGGCUCCGCUCGGGGCUGGGAAGGCCAGAGAACCAGCCAAAAGAUAUACAUUCUGUCCGAAGAUAUGACCAUUGUGAUAGCAGGCUUCAGGACGUCGUCAAUCGGUUUCGGGCUAUACGUACUUCUGUGCACCAUCACCGCUGGGCUGGGCUGGCUGAUUUUUCGAUGGAUCCCCAAAUGGAAAGUCUAUUUGACCGGGCGGGCUACGUCGCUAGGAGACUGCGAAUGGCUUGUCAUUGAAAAUCAAUGGGGAGAGUUUGCCAUUCAGGACGUGGAAACACAAAGCUAUGGGCGUUCGCUGUCAACCGUCUUUGGAGAUCUGGAAAAACAGCAUCACAUGGACUACGACGAAGAAUUAGACCCGGUCAUCAAGCAGCUACGCAUCCUCGACUAUCGCUACAUUCGGUUCUGCUACCACCCCGUCAAAGAUAAGUUUGUCCUGGCCAACACCUGGAAGGAUCCCGCCUGGACCAAUGUUGCUAAGCUUCGAGACGGCCUUGAUACCGAAGAACGUGAUUACCGCCAGCUGGUCUUUGGUACUAAUGCCAUCGAUAUAGCAGAGAAAUCUAUUGGCCAGUUAUUAGUAGAUGAGGCCUUCCAUCCCUUUUAUGUCUUCCAGAUUGCCAGUCUCUUUCUUUGGUCUGUGGACGAGUACUAUUACUAUGCCGCUUGUAUUUUUGUCAUUUCCCUGGUCAGCAUCACCACCACCAUCAUUGACACCAAGGCUACCAUGAAACGAUUACGGGAAGUUUCUCGGUUCGAAUGUGAUAUCCGUGUAUUGCGGAGCGGUUUCUGGAGAACCGUCGAAUCGACCGAUUUGGUCCCAGGAGAUGUAUACGAAGUCACAGACCCAGCGCUCACUCAGUUUCCCUGCGACAGUCUCCUGCUCUCUGGAGACUGUAUCGUCAACGAAAGCAUGCUCACUGGAGAGUCUGUUCCAGUUUCCAAAAUUCCGGUCACCGAUGAAUCACUCGAGUUUCUAGAGCUCAGCGCAUCUACAAUACACCCUGAGAUUGCCCGACACAUGCUUUUUUCGGGCACAAAGAUAAUUCGCGCUCGCAGGCCUCACGAAGAGCAUGACGACGACGAAGCCGCUGCUCUAGCAAUGGUCAUACGUACUGGAUUCAACACAACAAAGGGUGCCUUGAUCCGAUCAAUGUUGUUCCCAAAACCCUCCGGUUUCAAAUUCUACCGCGACUCCUUCCGAUAUAUCUCUGUCAUGGGGGGUGUUGCCAUGAUUGGAUUCAUUGCUUCGUUCAUUAACUUCAUUCACUUCGGACUUGCAUGGCAUUUGAUUGUUGUCCGUGCUCUAGACCUGAUCACCAUCAUUGUACCACCCGCACUACCGGCCACACUUACCAUCGGAACCAACUUUGCGCUGUCACGCUUAAAGCAGAAGCAAAUAUUCUGCAUCAGUCCACAGCGAGUCAAUGUAGGAGGCAAACUUGAUGUGGUCUGCUUCGACAAGACCGGUACCCUUACAGAGGAAGGGUUGGAUGUUUUGGGUGUGCGUGUCGCGCAAAGAUCAGUCAACCGAUUCAGUGAGAUUCUCGAAGAUCCUAUGGAUGUUCUGCCCACUUCACAUUACGACCGCGACCCGACGAUUGACUACGCGGAUCACAAAGCGAUACUCUAUACUAUGGCCACUUGCCACUCACUCCGACUGAUAGAUGGCGAGCUGCUGGGCGAUCCGCUCGAUGUAAAGAUGUUCAAUUUUACGGGCUGGAGCUUUACGGAAGGUGAACAACCCACCGGUGGUGACGAAGACGAAGACGACAAACUCCGGCCUUCUGUUGCGCGGCCUCCACCAGGACGCGAAUAUGAUAUUGAUGAUACCGUGGAUGACGCUAAUAGGAGGCCAGUGGAAUUGGGGGUUAUGAAGAGCUUCGAAUUUGUAUCACAGCUCAGAAGAGCCAGCGUUAUCGUGCGGCAAUUCGGUUCCAAGACUGGCCAGAUCUAUGUCAAGGGUGCACCGGAGUGUAUGAAGGAUAUUUGCCGCCCUGAAAGCUUCCCUGCCGACUACGAUGAUCUCCUAGCCCAUUAUACUCAUAGCGGCUAUCGUGUCAUUGCCUGCGCCACCAAGACUGUCAAACAGAACUGGCUGAAGAUGCAGAAGAUGAAGCGUGACGAGGCUGAAAGCAAUUUGAGUUUCGCGGGCUUCAUUAUCUUUGAGAACAAACUCAAGCCAACUACUACAGGAGUCAUUGAAGAAUUGGAAAGUGCGAAGAUUCGGACUGUCAUGUGUACAGGUGACAACAUUCUCACUGCCAUUAGUGUGGCUCGCGAAUGUGGCCUGGUCAACAAGACAGCUCACUGCUUCGUUCCACAUUUCAUCGAGGGUGAUUCGCGAACUGCUCUGUCCAGACUUAGCUGGGAAAGUGUCGACGACCCCAUUUUCAAGCUGGAUGAAAACACUCUCAGGCCUUUGCCACCGCCUGCUGAGGCAGAUGUGUCCCUGCCAUACGAUGUAUCCAACCUCCGCAACUAUUCUCUAGCCGUCAGCGGGGAUGUGUUCCGCUGGAUUAUAGAUUUCGCCUCCGAGAACGUGCUGCGCGAGAUGUUAGUCUGCGGACAAGUCUUUGCACGCAUGUCACCCGACGAGAAGCACGAGCUAGUCGAAAAACUCCAAAGCAUCGAUUACUGUGUCGGCUUCUGUGGCGAUGGUGCAAACGACUGCGGAGCUCUCAAAGCUGCCGAUGUUGGUAUUUCGCUUUCUGAAGCCGAAGCCUCGGUGGCGGCCCCCUUUACCAGUCGCGUCUUUGAUAUUUCCUGCGUCCCGCAAGUCAUCAAAGAAGGCCGUGCUGCCCUUGUCACGAGUUUCAGUUGCUUCAAGUACAUGAGUCUCUACUCGGCCAUCCAGUUCACCUCCGUCAGUUUCCUAUACGCCUCUGCCUCCAACCUCGGCGAUUUCCAAUUUCUCUUCAUCGACCUUCUUCUCAUCCUGCCCAUUGCCAUCUUCAUGGGAUGGUCAGGCCCAUACCCUUCCCUCUCCCGCAAACGCCCAACUGCCAGUCUUGUCUCGCGAAAAGUACUGGUCCCCUUGCUCGGUCAAAUUGCGCUAUGUAUCCUUAUGCAGGCCAUUGCCUUCAAGACUGUCCAACGUCAACCUUGGUACCAACCUCCCGUCGUCGACAAGAACCACUCCAAUUCGCUCAACUCGCAAAAUACGGCUCUCUUCCUCGUCUCGUGCUUCCAGUACAUACUCUCUGCUGUUGUGCUAUCCGUUGGUCGGCCGUUCCGCCAGCCUAUGGCGCGCAACCUUCCCUUUGUCAUCACUGUGCUCAUCACACUGUUGAUUGCGUGCUAUAUGCUGUUCGACCCUGCGCAGUGGCUUUCCGGCCUCAUGGAACUCACGUAUAUGGGCGUCGCGUUCAAGGUGUUCUUGCUUGCGCUCGGCUUGGCAAACUUUGCGGCUGCGUAUCUGGGCGAGAAGGUGCUGCUUCCUGUGCUCGCGAGGUGGAUUGGCGUACUCAAGGUCAAGAUCAAUCCGCGAUUUGCGAAGAAGAGGAAGGAGUAUAAGAUCAUUGCAGAAAAUAUGAAGGUGUAG